This is a messenger RNA of Paramuricea clavata, 894 nucleotides long. NCBI's taxonomy places the organism in Eukaryota, Metazoa, Cnidaria, Anthozoa, Malacalcyonacea, Plexauridae. The record is from the annotation of a GenBank genome assembly.
AUGUUCUUUAACACAUUCGUUCAGCACAUAAAAUCUGAGAAAUGCGCCCAGCUUGGCUUUUGGAAAUUGAUUAAAAUUGGUAUUCCGUGCAACCCUAUCCAUUGGUUUCAAUUCGCAGACGACGCAGCUGUCAUCAGCAGCCAAGAAAAUGAAAAUCAAAUUCUGCUCAAUCGUUUCACAGUAUGGUGUCAAUGGGCCAAUAUGAUAAUACGUGUUGACAAGUGCUCUUCAUUUGGAAUUAAAAAACGCUCAUCUAAGUCUAUCCAGUACCAACCUAAGCUGUUCGUUAAUAACCAACUUAUACCCCGUAUCGAACUCGGAGAAUCUUUCCGCUAUCUUGGUCGUUGUUUCGAUUUCAACAUGUCCGAUGAAAGACACAAAUCCGAAUUGUGUGAUCUGUUUAAUGAUAUUAUAUCGAAAAUUGAUAAAUUACCUUUACACCCCCGAAACAAAAUUCUUCUAUAUAGUCGCUACUUACUCUCAAAAAUCUCAUGGAACUUAACAAUAACCGAUAUAUCUAAAACUUGGAUUUGCGAAACUUUAGAUAACGUUGCUACCAAAUAUAUUCGAAAAUGGCUGGAACUCCCAAUAUCUGCAACCCUUAGCAAUGUGUAUCUUCCCCAAAACAAAUUUGGUUUGAAUAUCAUUUUGCCUUUGACGAAAUUUAUCCAAUGCCAAACUGUUUCUCGUUCAACUUUAAAAGCGUCUAUAAACGAAGACAUCAACAAAUUAUGGUCAAUAACAAGUACGAACAAGAAUAUUCAGUAUGAUAUAUAUAAAAAUACGAAGGAUGUCUUGAAAGCCUUUAGGAAUGAAAAUGAACAGAGACUACAAAACCACCUUAUCUCACAAGGUUCUUUCUUCUCAAGUAUCAUCAAAAACUCCACGUCAUGA